This is a messenger RNA of Neospora caninum, 831 nucleotides long. Its product is annotated as c1orf123, related. Gene Ontology annotation, molecular function: zinc ion binding. The record is from RefSeq and is a predicted model, not a curated record. The transcript has 6 exons. The coding region runs from base 1 to 831 and encodes 276 amino acids. Lineage: Eukaryota; Apicomplexa; Conoidasida; Eucoccidiorida; Sarcocystidae.
AUGGCGCACCACGGGACGAAAGAGUGGGCUGAAACCAGACAGCCACCCUCGAGCCUCUUGCGUCUUGUCGAUAAGAACCGGGCAUGCACACACAAAAGAGAAAGCAAAUGGAAACGAAUGAAAGAUGAAAGACUGAAAACAAACAAAGAUCGACAAGUCCGUCUCUCGCUUCGGCUUUGCGUACGGUGCCUGACAAAUUUCUCCUAUUCGAGAGACUUGUCUCCGUCACUUUUCCCUCUGCUCGUUCUUCUUCUCUCCUUCCUCUUGUCUUCCUCGACGCGUCAUCUUUCUCCCUUUCCUUCCUCUUCCUCCCCUCCUUCUUCGUCGUCUUCGUUCGUUUCCUCCGUUCCCGGACCGUCCGCUUCCAAUUUGCCCCGCCAAGAUGGUGGUGAUUGUGCUGCGCAUGAAAGCCGAGCUGGAAAACGUCGAGAGCGUGGAGAUCCCCGCAGGUCACACUUGGUGAAGCAACCAGCUGGAGAAGACGUGCGCGAGCGCGUCACCGUGUCUGAAUCCGAGACACAAGAAAUCCCGAACAGCAGAGGUGCAUCCGGUGUUCUGGGGUGUGCUUUCUCGCGAUACCCGCAGGUGAAAAACGUCACGCGGCGUACGUACACAGCAGAGGACAGCGGGAAGUUUGUUCCCGUGGUCGCUUUUGAGUGCCGAGGAGUGGAGCCAGUGAAGUGGUACCCUGCAGACGGCUACGUUGUGAAGAGCAAGAAAGCAACCUUCAGAGACGUCGAGCUUUCCGAAGACUGGGUGGACUACGACCAGGACGCCAACCUGUCAGUCGGCAUCUACAACGUGGAGUGGGAGUUCCAGGUGUUGCGAUGA